Frankliniella occidentalis (western flower thrips) is the source of this 3681-nucleotide messenger RNA. RefSeq names its product armadillo segment polarity protein (gene arm). The record is from RefSeq and is a predicted model, not a curated record. The coding region runs from base 185 to 2638 and encodes 817 amino acids. The transcript is spliced from 13 exons. NCBI's taxonomy places the organism in Eukaryota, Metazoa, Arthropoda, Insecta, Thysanoptera, Thripidae. Gene Ontology annotation, cellular component: adherens junction; catenin complex. Gene Ontology annotation, molecular function: cadherin binding; protein phosphatase binding; alpha-catenin binding. Gene Ontology annotation, biological process: positive regulation of transcription by RNA polymerase II; cell adhesion.
AUUUGUGGGACUACUUCCGCGGCAGCACACCGGGCGCUACUUUCCAGCUCUUCUCUGUGUUGUUGUAUACGCCAUAUUGAUCGAUUGGGUUGAACGUACGUUCUGCCUGAGACAAAUAUUUGACAGAAAAGUCGGUCUGUAGUGCCGAUUGGUUGACGGAUUGGGUGAAACCUUCCGUGCAACCAUGAGCUACAUGCAGCAGCCGCAGUCGCGGCAAAUGUCGCAGGGCCACUAUCAAGGGGGUCCUGGUGAUUUGCCUGUCAGCUCUGUGAAAGAGCAGACCAUGAUGUGGCAGCAAAAUAAUUACAUGGGCGACUCAGGAAUACAUUCUGGUGUAACUACCCAAGCCCCCUCUCUUACUGGCAAGGAAGAUGACAUGGAGGGUGAUCAGCUCAUGUUUGAUCUUGAUCAAGGAUUUCCUCAAGGGUUUACUCAAGAGCAGGUUGAUGAGAUGAAUCACCAGUUGAGCCAGACUCGCUCACACAGGGUUCGAGCUGCAAUGUUCCCUGAAACUUUGGAAGAGGGUAUUGAAAUCCCGUCAACUCAGUUUGACCAGGCUCAGCCAACAGCUGUACAACGUCUUUCUGAGCCCAGUCAGAUGUUGAAACAUGCUGUGGUUAAUCUUAUUAACUAUCAGGAUGAUGCGGACCUUGCAACUCGGGCUAUCCCAGAGUUAAUCAAGUUGCUUAAUGAUGAGGAUCAAGUUGUUGUGUCCCAAGCUGCUAUGAUGGUGCAUCAGCUUUCUAAGAAAGAGGCCUCUCGUCACGCUCUCAUGAACAGUCCUCAAAUGGUGCAAGCCUUGGUUCGAGCUAUCUCCAACAGCAAUGAUUUGGAGAGCACUAAAGCUGCUGUUGGAACUCUACACAAUCUAUCGCACCAUCGCCAGGGGUUGUUGGCUAUUUUCAAGAGUGGAGGCAUCCCUGCUCUUGUGAAGCUUUUAAGCUCUCCAGUGGAAUCUGUGCUCUUUUAUGCCAUCACUACUUUACACAAUCUGCUGUUGCAUCAAGAAGGCUCGAAAAUGGCUGUCCGUUUAGCUGGUGGUCUCCAGAAGAUGGUUGCUCUCCUUCAGCGUAACAACGUUAAAUUCUUGGCCAUUGUGACAGAUUGUCUGCAGAUUCUGGCUUAUGGCAAUCAAGAAUCAAAACUUAUUGUCCUUGCCAGUCAAGGGCCUGUUGAACUUGUUCGUAUCAUGCGAUCAUAUGAUUAUGAAAAGCUUUUGUGGACUACUUCACGAGUGUUAAAAGUUCUCUCUGUAUGCUCGAGCAACAAACCUGCUAUUGUGGAGGCAGGGGGUAUGCAAGCUUUGGCCAUGCAUCUUGGUCACUCAAGCCAGCGAUUGGUUCAGAAUUGCCUGUGGACUCUCCGUAACUUGUCCGAUGCAGGAACUAAAGUUGAUGGACUUGAAAAUCUCUUGCAAAGUCUGGUAACUCUACUGGGAUCUUCUGAUGCCAAUGUGGUUACUUGUGCUGCUGGAAUCUUGUCUAAUUUGACAUGCAAUAAUCAACGAAACAAAGUGACAGUUUGUCAAGUUGGUGGAGUUGACGCACUUGUACGGACUAUUAUGUCUGCUGGAGACCGAGAAGAGAUUACAGAACCAGCUGUUUGUGCUCUCCGCCAUUUGACUUCACGUCAUGUUGAAUCUGAGAUGGCUCAAAAUGCAGUAAGGAUGAACUAUGGUAUUCAGGUGAUAGUAAAACUGUUACAUCCUCCUUCAAGAUGGCCUUUGGUGAAAGCCGUCAUUGGCCUCAUACGAAAUCUUGCAUUGUGUGCUGCCAAUCACACGCCAUUACGAGAACAUGGUGCUAUACACCACCUUGUGCGUCUUCUCAUGCGUGCUUUCCAAGAUACUCAGAGGAGAUCUUCUGUGGCAAGUAGCGGAAGUCAGCCGCCUGGUGCAUAUGCAGAAGGGGUCCGCAUGGAAGAAAUUGUAGAGGGCACAGUUGGUGCCCUGCACAUUUUAGCAAGGGAAUCACACAAUCGUACAGUCAUUCGCAACCAGAUGGUUGUACCAAUAUUUGUUCAGCUCCUCUUUAAUGAGAUUGAGAAUAUUCAAAGAGUUGCAGCUGGAGUUCUCUGUGAACUUGCAGCUGAUAAAGAAGGUGCAGAGUUGAUUGAACAGGAAGGUGCAACAUCUCCCCUUACUGAACUGCUUCACUCUCAAAAUGAAGGCGUUGCUACUUAUGCAGCUGCAGUCCUCUUCCGCAUGUCUGAAGACAAACCUCAGGAUUACAAGAAGCGUUUGUCCAUGGAACUGACAAAUUCUCUGUUCAGGGAGGACCAGAACAUGUGGAAUGGAGACUUGGGAAUGACCCCUGAGUUGCAGGACAUGCUUGGCCCUGAGCAGGUACAGAACUAUGAUGGUUUGUAUGGCCAAGGCCCUCCUAGUGUGCACAGCAGCCAUGGCGGUAGGCAGUACCAACAACCAGGGUAUGACGCGAUACCCAUAGAGUCGCUGCAAGGGCUUGACAUUGGCUCACAUCAUGGAGCAGGAGGAAGUGGUUCGACCUAUGGACCUAUGGAUGAUGCUAUGGAUGUGGGACAGAACUCUGCUGACCUUGACUUUGAUCAUCUGGAUGAACUUCCCCAGCCUCCUCAAGAUAACAACCAGGUGGCUGCAUGGUAUGACACAGACUUGUAAAGCACAAUGCUUUUACAUGCUCUGAGCCCAUCGCUACUACUCUUCAAUUUAAGUUUCUUGGAGAACAAACCUCUAAGUUACUACUGUUAGACUAAUUUAAUUGUAAAACCCCUUGAUUUUACUUGGAUGUUCCAUCAUAUUGUACUUGGCCCACUGAUUUAAGGCUCCUUCCUACUCUCAUUGAUGUCAGUGAUUGCCAUAUCCCAUUUUUCUUCAUUUUAAUUUCAAGCAUAUUGUCAAUCUCACACAUUUUCAUCCUCUUAUUUCCUUUUAGCAAUUUCCAUUCCUUAUCCAUAUGGAUCAUUAGAAUUUUCAUAAAUAUUUCCAUGAUACUUUUAAUGUGUCAUUAUGAAAGACAAAUUAGUGAAUACAUUAUACUGAUACAUUAUACUGAUAAUUUAAAUGUGUAUGAGUGGUUCCGAUUCCAUGUGAUUCAUGGUGUGAGUGCAUUUUAACAUCAUUUUUUGUUUUUUGAUGUUUGUAUUUUAUUUUGUUUUUCGGUUUCCACCAUCCUGAACAGCUACUGAAACCAGACUUCUUUGAUUUUAAUGUUGUUAAUUUUUAAACCAGACAAAAUAUUUUCUUUUAGCCUUGUUAUUGUUGUUUUCACCCUGUAGAUGUGGGCAUGGAUCUUCCAAAUGUGUUAACACCAUCAAAAACCAAUUUGUGUUCUGCCAUGUUUAAUUUAGCACAAUGUUUGUGCAUUUGUAGUUUAUUUAUUGAUGGCAGUAUUAGUGGCCUUGCCCAAACCUCUUCAUUUUAUGAGUAUUGUGUUGUAGAUCAAUUUGUCAGUGUUGUAAGGAAGUUUUACUAAGCAUGAUAUUAGAGACAAAAUCAGUAUGUUUAUGCACAAGAAUAAUUAGUCUAAGUUGACAAUGGCAUAUUAAUUAUUAAAUGGUCAAGUGACUUCGUUUUUUGAGAAUUUAAGUGCAAUUUUUAAAAUGGUGACAUAUUAUUUGUAGCACUUUUGGUGUAACUGUAUUCUCAUUGUAAGAUGAAAAUGAAUUUUUUGGACACCUUAUGAAAUAUACAGUUCUUCUUUA